AAGGGCGCUGCCUCUUUGCCCAGCCUUGGGGCCGAAGUCCGGGCUCCCAGCAGCGGUGGCGGUGGGGAUGCAGCUCCCCGCCGUGCCGGGCGCGCUCGCCCCUUCCCUGCUCGCCUUCCCCUUGGCUUUUGGUGUCAGCGGCUUGGUGGCACUGGCAGACAGCCCCCUGGUGCUGACGGUUGUGCUGGUGCUCGCCGGCCUGGUUUCCAUCACCUACUUCCUACGAGCAGGGAGCUACUUCCAGGACCCCCUGUUCUGCGUGUUCGUGGCGUUCUCCUUCACCUCUGCCGUCGACCUGAUCAUCUCCCUGGAGGAGGAUGGCUUCGUUUCGGGCUUCGCAGAGGUCUACGUGAGGGAGGGCGAGCCGUACCUGCGCACGGCGCACGGCAUCAUGAUCUGUUACUGGGACGGCCUCGUCCACUACGGGCUCUACCUCGCCAUGAUCACAGCCAUGAGCCAGCGGAAGAGCUACAGGAGCCUGGGGCUCUUCUGGCUGGGCUCUCUGAUGAUGAGCAUCGUGGUUUUCCUGCUCGGGAACCUGAUAGGCAAGUACAGCUCCGACAUCAGCCCUGCCUUCCUGCUCAACGUGCCCUACGUCCUCAUCCCCAUCUGGGCUGGGGUGAAGCUCUUCCAGCAGCCCCGGGCUCUGCCGUGUCUCACGGCGGAGCAGGUUGCAGAGGAGCAGCGCAAGUGGCUCCACCAGCGGCCCCAGGACGUGGUGCUGGUCCUGCUCUUGGUCCUGGUGGCUGCCUUCACCUUCUUCAGGGGCAUGGUGAUUUUGGACUGUCCUGCUGAUUCCUGCUUCGAGUACAUCUACCAGCACGAGCCCUACCUGCGCGACCCCGUUGCCUACCCCAAAGUGCAGAUGCUGCUCUAUUUGUUCUACGUCCUCCCCUUCUUCUGCCUCUGCAUUUAUGGGCUGCUGCGCCCGGGCUGCUCCUGGAUGCCCGACUGGAGCCUGGUGUUCGCCGGAGCCGUGGCGCAGGCUCAGUUCUCCCACCUGGGCUCCUCGCUGCACUCCCGCACGCCCUUCCCCUACCAGACCCCCGAAGACGUCUGGUGGAGCUUCCUCGUCACCAACGUCCUCUACGCCUUGGGGCCGCAGCUCCUGGCCCUCCGCUGCCUGCGCCGCCCCGCGUUCUUCCUGCCCAGCGCCCCCACCAGCAUGGGCAAGAAGUACCAGUGAGGGGGGGGCUGCCCCCCCCCAAAAAAAACCACCUGCAGUGGGGCCGAGCUGGCAGAGGUGUCCCCAGGGAUGCUCCAGUCCCCGUCCCCCCACACCCCAAUGUCCCCAGGGGGUGCUGGCGGGGGGACCUGGUGCACCCUGCGGGGACAUGGGUGCAGCUGGGGGGGGCUGGGGGGUGUCGCGAGGCCCCCGGCCCACCCGGAUGCUCGCAGGAAGGAUGGGACCACGCCAGGGAAAAAAAUGUUUACAAAAUAAAGGAGUUUGGGUCCGGCUUUGUAACCCCGCUGCCUGCA
Molecule: messenger RNA, 1479 nt
Organism: Anas platyrhynchos (mallard)
Lineage: Eukaryota; Metazoa; Chordata; Aves; Anseriformes; Anatidae
Gene: TM6SF2
Product: transmembrane 6 superfamily member 2
Biological process (GO): lipid homeostasis; regulation of lipid metabolic process
Cellular component (GO): endoplasmic reticulum membrane; endoplasmic reticulum-Golgi intermediate compartment membrane
Source: RefSeq, a predicted model, not a curated record